Molecule: messenger RNA, 972 nt
Organism: Cladophialophora psammophila CBS 110553
Lineage: Eukaryota; Fungi; Ascomycota; Eurotiomycetes; Chaetothyriales; Herpotrichiellaceae
Exons: 3
Coding region: 1-972 (323 amino acids)
Biological process (GO): RNA catabolic process
Cellular component (GO): extracellular region
Molecular function (GO): ribonuclease T2 activity; RNA binding
Source: RefSeq, a predicted model, not a curated record
AUGGUUUCGAUCAAGUCCAUCGUCUUUGUUGGAACCCUCGUGAGCGCAGUGAAAGCUUCUCUCUACGGUGAAAGCAAUCAAAACCACACUUGUAUCCUUGAGCCCGCUGUCCUCUCCUGCUCUGCACAAGCUACUCCCGACCAAGUCGACAGCUGUUGUACGGAAACAUAUGGCGGCCUCCUGCUCUCCACCCAAUUUUGGAACACUUACACUGGUCUCGAGGCUCAAGGCCAAAAGCUGCCACCCAAUUCUUUUACGCUUCAUGGACUUUGGCCCGAUCUGUGUAAUGGUUUGUAUGACCAGUACUGCGAUUUGACACGGCAAUACGAUCCUGCCCCUUCGCCCAAUACCACGACCGGGCUGCCCAACGGCACUGUGGUGCCUCCUUACAGGGGGCCCAACAUAGGCACGUUCCUCGAGCCCUUUGGCCGCUAUGAUCUGUUGGAUUGGAUGAACAAGUAUUGGAUCAACCAAGGCGGCCCAAACCACGAUUUCUGGGGCCACGAAUUCUCCAAACACGCGACCUGUUAUUCGACCUUCGAUCUCCCUUGCUACGGGCCGGAGUACGUCGAACACGAAGAUGUGUUGGAUUUCUUCCAGACGGCUAUCAAGUAUUACAAGAGACUCCCGACGUGGGAGUGGUUGAACGAGGCCAAGAUCGUUCCCAGCAACAGCACGACCUACACGUUGAGUCAGAUUCAAGGUCAGCUGGCGAAGAAGUACGGUGCUGUGCCGUACGUUGGCUGUAGCGGGCCUAGAUACAAUACUACGGCAGCGGGAAUUGCAGCAAAUAGUACUGAUAGUGGCCGCACCGUCAUAAGCGAAGUGUGGUACUACAUGCAUGUGGUCGGACGUCCCCAAGACGGUAAUUCCAUCCCAGUCAAUGCCACGAGCCCAAACACUUCCUGUGCCAAAGCCAAGGGCGCUCUACAUUACUAUGAGCCGACGCCAGGCUCGGUACAGGGAAGCUAG